AUGGAUUCAGCUACUGGAUCAUUUGAGCCAUAUUCAUUUAAUAUCGGACCAAAGUGUUCUGACUUGGUGUUUGGAAAAGAACAAGCAAAUGGAUUGCCAUCUACAGAGGCAGAGCGUCGAGUGGAGCUUUGUGGACCCAACGAAAUUGUGUUUAAAAUCGACACAUUUGCUCGUGGUCUCAUCAAGGAGUUUACUGGCAUUUUCUACAUUUACCAGCUGAUGAUGCUUCUUAUUUGGUAUUACUAUGCCUACUAUUACAUGGGCAUUGUUCUUACCAUUGUUAUUAUUGCAUCUGGUAUUGUCAAGAUUAUUGUAUCCACAAAGUCACAACAACGAGUUCUUGAAAUGGCCACUUUUCAUGGCCGUGCAAAAGUCUUCCGCGACGGCAUAUGGACUCGGGUAGAUUGCUCAAACUUGGUUCCUGGUGAUGUGAUUGAAAUUGAAGCGUCCCAUAACGAAUUAUCAGUCGAUUGUGUACUUGUCAAGGGACAAGUUGUUGCUGACGAGUCUUCUUUGACUGGCGAGGCUCUUCCUGUUGCCAAGUUUCCCAUCAAAAACAUAGAUCGAGUCUAUAAUCGCGAAGAGUCUGAAAAAACCAACACAUUGAUUGCUGGCUGCCAUAUUCUAGAGGCUCGUCCAGAUGUCGAAGGCGAAUCGGUCAUGGCAAUUAUUCUUGCUACUGGUGCCUCCACCUCCAAAGGCAGUCUUGUCAAGGACAUUCUUUAUCCUAUGCCCAUUUCGUUUAUUUUUCUAGAGCACCUAAAGAUUGUUAUCCCCAUGCUUGCUAUUUGGGGUGUGGUGAUGCUUUUCUUGUCCAUGGCAAUGCUAGGUUCAGCCACUGCCGAUGCCUGGUUUUAUGGAAUGAUUACAAUUUCUCAAAUUCUAUCUCCAUUGCUACCUGCUGUUCUUGUUAUUGGUCAAAGCAUUGCAGCGGAUCGUCUACGUGCCCAAGGCAUCAUGUGUGUUGAUCUUGCUCGCAUUACGCUUGCUGGAAAAGUCAAGGUGUUUUGUUUUGACAAGACUGGCACGCUCACCAAAGAAGGUUUGGAUUUCCUUGGCACUCAUGCAAUUGACAAAGACAAGGCCGAGUUUAAAGUAGUCAAAACCGAGUUUGAGUCAUUUGACGAUGAGAUGAAACAAGCCAUGCUCUGCUGUCAUUCCCUAUCAAUGGUUGGAUCUCAGCACGUUGGAAAUUUUGUUGAUAUUGAAAUGUUCAAGGCUACUGCAGCUGUGUUGGAUACACGAUCUGGUAGUACAACUAUGAUUAUUCCCAAUAGAAUUUCCGACAACAUCAACACCAUGCAUAUUCUUAAACGGUUUGAAUUUGUUCACUCGCACGCCUACAUGUCUGUUGUUGCAAUGAAUACCGUUACCAACAGAAUCACAGUGUAUAUCAAGGGAUCGUUUGAAAAGGUGCAGGAAUUGGUCAACCCAUUUACACUUCCUGCCAACUUUGAAGCGGUUUCCAAGAGUCACUCGAGUACAGGAUGCUAUGUUCUUGCAAUUGCUAGACGUGAAUUACCAGAAGGAACACUUGCUGCAGACUUGCAUACGUGGACUCGUGAGCAGUUUGAGUAUGGUGCAGAUAUGGUUGGACUUUUGCUGUUUCGUAACCAACUUAAACCAGAUACUGUCACUGCCUUGGAAGAACUGCGUGGAGGUGGCUGUCGUGUUGUUAUGAUUACAGGUGAUCAUGUCAAUACUGGCAUUCAUAUUGCUCAAACUAGUGGCAUGAUUUGUCAAGAUUGGCAAGGAGUAGACCCUAUUGUUGCUCUUGGUGAUGUUGACAAGAGUCAGGACACUGUUCACUGGACACUGGUAGGCAGUGACAAGCGUAUUAGUAGGUCUGAGCUUGAAAACAUGCUUGGUCAGUCCAGAUCUGGUCUUCAGCCCGUUGAACUUGCUGUCACGGGCAAAGCAUUCAAUAUGCUUGUCCGCGAUGGAUUCAUGAACGAGUACCUCUUUGAAACGCGUGUUUUUGCUCGUAUGAGCCCUGAAGAUAAAGUUCAAUGUGUUCGUCUGCAUAUGACCCAUUGCAUUACAGCCAUGUGUGGUGACGGAGGUAACGAUGCAGGUGCACUCAAGGCUUCUCAUGCUGGUGUUUCACUUUCCGAAGCAAAAUCAUCAGUUGUCUCCCAUUUCUCAUCUCGUAACCGCUCAAUUCAUUCGUGUGUCAAUCUCCUCAAAGAAGCUCGUUGUUCACUGGAUGUUUCUUUUGCCUCGUACAAGUACUUGAUCAUGUAUGGUGAAAUUUUGGCAUUUGUUGGGUUGAUUCAGUAUUACUUUGUAGUCAAUAUGAGUCAAGCCAUGUGGAUCUUGAUUGAUGGUAUCACCAUUCCCAUCAGUUGGGCACUCACCAUGUCCAAACCCUCUCGUCGAUUGGUAAACUCUCGCCCAACAGCACGUCUACUUGGAUUUGAAACCAUUGCAUCAAUUGUUGGUCAAAUUUUCAUCAACAUUAUCAUUUUGGUGAUUGCAACUGCUUUACUUUUCAAACAAUCGUUUUUAAAA
This is a messenger RNA of Batrachochytrium dendrobatidis JAM81, 2511 nucleotides long. RefSeq lists its product as uncharacterized. Gene Ontology annotation, biological process: transmembrane transport. The record is from RefSeq and is a predicted model, not a curated record. Gene Ontology annotation, cellular component: membrane. NCBI's taxonomy places the organism in Eukaryota, Fungi, Chytridiomycota, Chytridiomycetes, Rhizophydiales. The annotation marks the transcript as partial. The transcript has a single exon. Gene Ontology annotation, molecular function: ATP hydrolysis activity; ATP binding; ATPase-coupled monoatomic cation transmembrane transporter activity.